AAGAUAGAAGAUAGAAGAUAGAAGAUAGAAGAUAAAAGAUAGAAGAUAGAAGAUAGAAGAUAGAAGAUAGAAGAUAGAAGAUAGAAGAUAGAAGAUAGAAGAUAGAAGAUAGAAGAUAGAAGAUAGAAGAUAGAAGAUAGAAGAUAGAAGAUCUGAAACCAAAUUUGGAAACCCCUGCCCGAGAAGAACGCACCACGCCACAGCGGACGAGAUCUCGCAGUGAGAGAUCACCACCGGCGCUGUCGCCACUUGAUUUUGAGAUUUCCCUUUAACCGCUUGGCAGUUUAAACCGAGCGUCCCAAGAGGAUUGGCGGUGGUGGCACUAUCUCGCGUUCACUCUUCAAUACGGUACGGUACGUAAAGCACUUCCGACGACAACUCUCGAAAUCAACUCGGUCAAGUACGGUACGCGCGCGACCGAUCUUGCGGAAGAUCGACGCACCUUAGCAUUUCAAGAGAGCAGGAAAUUCUGCGCCGCUCCUUGCGGGUCAAAUGGGCAGCUUCCAACUGGAAAUCAUCCACAUCCUGCUCUGUCUGACGUUCGAGGUGUUCACCUAUUUUGUGCUGUGCUUUAAUCUGAUCCGAUCCUACCUCGGACAGCAGCAAUUCCAAGAUCAGCAGGAGGCCAACCGAUCAGUUCUAGCGAUGCGGCUAUAGAAGAAGAAGCAACGAAUAAUAGUGAGAGUGAUCUUGUUGUCGCUGAAUUACAACGAAUCGAGCGUAGUGCAAUCGACAAAGCCAGUUAUAGCGAGGGCUACCAAAGUGCAAGAAAUUUAGUGUAGCAAUGCGGUGGCCACACGAGUGCCAUCAACGUCGUCGUCGUCGGUUUCAACAACGAUGAGCAAUCCAAAUAAAAGUGAAACGAACUACUACUGAUCGAUUGUAUGUUACGAGAUAGUGAGUAAGAAGAUUUAUUACCCCAGCUGGCAGCAUGAAGAAACAUUACAGUGUUGAAAUUGCCGGUAAGUACGCUGGCGGUCGAUCGCCAUCCAACAUACUGGACAAGAUCACCAAGCGGUACUCGGCUAUUGGAAGUCGUCUGAUGCGCAAGUCACCCGGCAGGAAAAGCUCCGUGGCCGAACCGAUCACCGGAAGUUACGAUAUGACCGGCGGGCGGUUCGAUGACUUUCGACCGGAAAUAGGCGUACCGGUUCUGAUCUCCAAAACAACAAAGUUCGACUUUGACUCGGAUAUGCCCGUCGAUCCAGCUGACCAUUCGCCUCAGCAACAACAUCAGUCAACUCCUCGAUCCUCGCAAUCUCCAGCUCCAGUUUCGCUCACAACCAGAUCUACCUCCGAUGAUAGUGAAAAUGAUGUAUUCGUCGAUGCCAACAGCUCACUGCCCAACUUCAGUGAUAUCAAGUUUACGUUUCUCCCAGAGAGCAACAACAACUACAGUUCUUUUCUGGAUGAGAACGAUAAGGAAAAUCAAAUCCACCUGCAGAGGAUCCGGUCCAAAUCCGCGCACAACCUGCAUCAGCCGGAUCUUCGACUCUGCAUAGAAAAGACCACCUCGCUCAAUUUGUCCGGGCUCAGCAAUGGCGGUGACCUUACCGCCGCAACCUCAAUAACUGUCCCGAACAGUCCCGCCGUAGACAGCAUUUACGACUUCCCUCGCAGCACCAAAGUCGGUGACUCCACCUAUGAUCUCGAGCAUGCCAACCUCAUCCUAAACGAGAUCAACCUAUCGCUCGUUAGCGAAGGCAAUACAUCUCACCUGUACCACAAUCUGCCCAACGGAAGUCACGUUACCUCAUCGAACGGCGUCCUGCACAAUACGGCAUUCGACUACUCGGGCAGCAACCAGAGCUUCCGGUCCAACAGCACACAGGAAGAAGAGUUUGACCUCAAAUCGGCCAGCUUCCAGAGCUUGGACGCCCGGCACCUGUUCCUCUCGAUAGAGGAAUUGGAUGAAAUCACGCGGCAGAUAAACGAGUCCGACAUAUUCAGCGAGGAGAACAACGAAUACUGUGAACAUCGGAACCAGCUGCAUCCAACCGAGCGGCGACUGACGCUGCUCAAGAACAAAACAGCUCCGAAGCAUUUCAUAGACUUCGACAAGAGGAAGGCGAAGCUGACGAAGAAGUGGAGCGGAUUCAAGCACUGGAUCGGUGAAGAACAGGACAAAAUCAAGGAAGUGGUGCAGAAGCACGCUGCUAUGCAACGGGUGGGUGGGGAAGUGCUGGGUAAGGGCAAGCGUCGCAGCAGCAGCAGUGAAGUGGGAAGUGAAAUGGCGGGGGAUGUUGUCGGGGAUAGCGAAGUGAAUCUGUCGAUGGUAAAUGGGGGCACCGGCGAGGCGAGUAGUGAAACGGCAGAGCACGAGCAAGGGCGCAGAAGGAAGCAACACAGUGCGGAGAUCUUGGAGGGCCAAAAUGGCUUCGAAGAGAUCCGCCGGUUCGUCAAACAGGGCGGCGACUUUGGCAAGGAUCUCAUCGCAAUCCUGCAGGAACGCACCGAGAUCGAGCAGAUCUACGCGAAAUCGCUGUCCAAAAUUGCCAACAAGCUGAACAAAGCGUGCCGCGAUCUGCCGGGAACGAUCGCCGAGUCGUGGCGUGCGGUUUCAACGGAGAUCGAAAGCCGCGGCGAGAUCCACCGACAGUUUUCCAACUCGCUGGCAGACGAGCUGGUGAAACCGUUGAAGACGGUGCUGGAGAAUCAGCACAAGGCGCGGAAGACGAUCGAGGGCAACGUGGACAAAUCGGCGCGGAUUCUGGCCGAGUGGCGCGCUGCCGAACUGAAGGCCAAGAAGGGCUCGCACCAUGCGUCGCGGGAGAACGAGAAACUGCAGGACGCGAUGCUGGAUGUGAAACUUCAACGUUCACCGUCCCUAGGCCUGCUGCACAAAACCAUCGAAAAGGAGUCCAAAUCCUCCGAAAAGGACAGUUCCAAGCUAGAAACCAAACGCAAGAAAGCCGAAGAUGCCGUAAAAAAGGCAGACGUCGAGUACUACACCCUGUGCAUCCGAGCCGAACGGGCCCGCGUCGAUUGGGAAAUGUCCGUCCUGCGGGGCUCCUCGAUGCUCCAAUCGCUGGAGAACCAACGGCUAAGUAACUUCAAAAACUACGUCUCCAGUUACUUCCGGCUAGUGUCCGACAUGAAUCCAGUGCUGACGAAGGUCACCGAUCGCCUCGGCCCGCAGGUGCAGCUGUGCAACGUUCAGAAGGAUUUGGACGUCCUGAAGAACAUCCGGCGGGCUACGGAGGGCCCUAGUGAACAGCUCUUGCCAGACUUCUACUGCGAGCACACCACGCUGGCAAUGAACCGGGAGAGGAGAAAGCAAUCGUUGGUCAAACUGUUGCAACUGAUUCGGCAAGAUCUGGACCGGGAGCGACGGUCGCGAAACAGCCUCAAGGGAUUCUCGCAAACCUUCGAACCCAACGUCGAGGGUAACCAGAACAUUGCGGAUAAGUUGUAUCAUAUAAGAUCGAUGCUAACGUACUUGGAGGGUGCUAGGUACAAGCUGCAGUCGGCGCUGUUUGAGCUAGAUCACAAGCCACGGUCGAGUCAUCCACUGGCGCAGCAUAUACAGAUAACACGGGAUCGUACGGGAUUGCAGACCAGUGUGCUAAAGGUGCCACUUUGGCUAAAGAACGAACAGGAAGAGGAAGACGACGGGCAGGUGUCGAAUACGAAUGGGGGCGGUUCCGGCGGGUCGGAUAUCGACGGCGGAGAACGCGACUGCGUGGAUAUUAAAAACGAUACUCUGAUCAAGCACAUGGCACAGAAGUACGGCCGAACCGAGGAGGACCAUUAUAGUUUGAACAAAUCCAGCAAACCGAGCACUCCCCCCGAUGAAAAUGGUCCAACGUGGGACCGAGGCGUAGCUGAUGGAGUAUCCAACCAGCCUGACUCGGACUUUGACGAAUUCUCCUCCCAGGACGAGGAAGAGGAUAGAAGUGUGGCCAGUGGACUCGAGAACGGCCACCACACCAGCAAUGGCCACCACCUGCACCACUCGCACAGCAACAACGGUAGCACCACCGAUGCCACUGUGGAUGAUGGUGCUGCUCCCAACACCAACGGUAGCGGACCAAUGGGAACCGGAGCGUCGGUGGUCGUCGGUCGCUGCCGGGCGCUGUUCAACUACACACCAAAGCUUUACGAUGAACUGGAACUGCAGCCCGGGGACAUCCUGGAUAUCCACAUCAAGCAGGAGGACGGCUGGUGGCUUGGGGCGCUCCGAGGCCAGGUGGGCAUUUUCCCCGCGACCUACGUGGAGGAGAUUGCCUAAGGCCGCGGGCCGAAGUCAGGGCAUUUUGUAUUGUGUAUAAUGAAAUUAACCGCUGUACAUAUAGGGUUUUACGUUGCUACGUGAGUAAGGUGCGAACGCGCUAGUGUGCCUGAGAAUCAGUUUUAGGUCUAUAGAGAAAUUGUAGAGUGCCUCGAAUAGUUUAGUUAUGUUUUGAAAGUUUCCUUGCAAGAGAAUUGUGUUUUCUUUUUAAUGCCGAAGACUAAUCGAAAUGAAAGCUUUUUAACACAUCACAACCCUCUCUCAAAGCAGAACGAGGAGGAAAAUAAUUGUUGAAUAAUUUAUUGAUUUAUACUUUGUAGAAUGUUUUAUAGAAAAAACGAGAUUUUAAUUUGAUGAAAGUCUUCCCAAAACCUCGAACAAGAAAUGAGCAAUAACGCAAACGAAGCAAUAUUCGAGUAUGUAAAUAGAAAAUUUCGGAUGCAGAAAAAAGAACCAAUAGAAAAUGUCGUUUUGUAUUGUUUCGUAUUCAAUAAAAUUUUUGGAAAGUUUUUUAAAAAGCUACCUAUAUACAAAAAUAUAAAACAUGUCGUUAUACUACACAGAAAAAAGA
This is a messenger RNA of Aedes albopictus (Asian tiger mosquito), 4802 nucleotides long. RefSeq lists its product as uncharacterized. Gene Ontology annotation, cellular component: plasma membrane; cytoplasm. Gene Ontology annotation, molecular function: protein binding. The transcript has 8 exons. The coding region runs from base 932 to 4231 and encodes 1099 amino acids. NCBI's taxonomy places the organism in Eukaryota, Metazoa, Arthropoda, Insecta, Diptera, Culicidae. The record is from RefSeq and is a predicted model, not a curated record.